Quercus lobata is the source of this 1097-nucleotide messenger RNA. RefSeq lists its product as uncharacterized. The transcript has 3 exons. Bases 350 to 712 code for a protein of 120 amino acids. NCBI's taxonomy places the organism in Eukaryota, Viridiplantae, Streptophyta, Magnoliopsida, Fagales, Fagaceae. The record is from RefSeq and is a predicted model, not a curated record.
UUAAUCCACCCUGGCUUGCUGACAUGUGAGGUACACAGCCCUAAAAACACACUAUUAUCUCUCACUUCUCACUCUCACCUACCCAGAACACACUCUCACUCUCACUCUCACUUACACCUAAACAUACAAACCCCAAACCCUCACACCAUCGGCGGCAGAAAACCCGUCGGCGUCAGAAGGCUUUCGUCGGCGGCGACCUCUCAGCUCUCUCACUGUCUUAAGAGACUGAAACGACGUCGUUGUGAUCUGUUUCGCGUAUCGAUGAUGGUCGGGGGAGUGGAAUCGUGGUCUCCGUCGCCGUCGCCUUUAAGGGAGAGGGGAAGGGAAAGCGGUGGUUGUUGGAGGAGCGAUGGUAAUAGACUUUCCGUUGGAUGACAGUGGUGCGACGGCGUUUUCGUCCUCCUCUUCUUCUUCGCCCUUUCUCCACCCAAAUUGCCUCGCAGGCUUCGUCGGAGACUCUCGGAGUCUAAGUCCCCGCAGAACUGUACUGUCGAAGAUAUCGAAGCGAAGCUCCGCCACGCCGAUCUUCGCCGCCAGCAAUGCGAUGGGAAAUUGUCAAACAAGGCUCGAGCAAAGCCCAGAAGCCCAUCACGGUCCUCAUCUAAUGAGGAAGAUCUUGGUUAGCGCCUUGAAGCGAAGCUCCAAGCUGCUGAGCAGAAGAGUAAUCCAUUAUGGGCAGCAAGUUGGUGCCGAGUUCAGUACAACAAAGUGAGCUGAGCGUGUUAACCAUGUCCAACCUCGACAUCAUGAACCACAUUUACGCAACCCAUGUUCAUGGUGACGAAAAGUUUGAUGUUGAGUCUCUUUUCGUUCUCGUCGAAAACAUCCUUAAGCGUGCCACCCUAAUUGUUGACCAUGUUGCACUGGUACACUACCAUAAUUCUUUAUUAGAAUAAGAUGCUCUCUCUCUCUCUCUCUUGUUUAUUUUCUUUUUCCUAAAACGGAAUUUUAACUUGGACUGAAGCAUUCCAUAGUUUGGAAUACACUAUAGUGAGGUAGGGUAGCCAUUACUUUUACCAAAGAAAUUGAAAAACCACUUCAGCCUUAACGAAGUGGAAUAAGCACACAAGGUUGCUUUACAUUUUUGUUUCUUUAAA